Pochonia chlamydosporia 170 is the source of this 999-nucleotide messenger RNA. Its product is annotated as mediator of RNA polymerase II transcription subunit 4. Lineage: Eukaryota; Fungi; Ascomycota; Sordariomycetes; Hypocreales; Clavicipitaceae. The record is from RefSeq and is a predicted model, not a curated record. Gene Ontology annotation, biological process: regulation of transcription by RNA polymerase II. The transcript is spliced from 2 exons. Gene Ontology annotation, molecular function: transcription coregulator activity. The coding region runs from base 1 to 999 and encodes 332 amino acids. Gene Ontology annotation, cellular component: mediator complex; core mediator complex.
AUGGACAAAUACAUUGACAGUCGUUUUGAGCGACUGGAAAAGGCGUUGUCAAAUCUAAUUGACUCCGUCACGAAAUAUCACCCUUCCACCAUCCAAGCCGAGGAACUGAAAGCCGCAGACAGUGAACUAAGCAAAGGUCUCGAAGAAGUUCAAAUCCAUCAGAACAACUACCUCCGCAUUCAAAAGCUGCGCCAAUCCUCCGCCGCGCUGGACACCCAAAUCCGCGACACUCUCACGAGCCUCGCCAACACGCGCAAGGACAUCGUCACCACGCACACGACUACCUUUCCAUCCGAGCCAAACUACCCCAUCGCAUACGAAGAACUCCUCCGCUACGCGCGACGAAUCAGCAAGACUACCCUCCCUCCAGCCGCGACCAUCGAAGGCGCCGCGACACCGGUAGAAACGCAGUCGCCCAACCCCGAGUCUCAACCACAGUCGGCUCUUACGCCAUCUGCGCGAACGCCUUCGCAGCCGCAGAGUCCCGCGAUCAACGGGACACCGCAGCUGGCUUCGGAGCAGCCAACGCAGCAAACCGCUGUGGCUAUGAAUACGAGUCUGCCAGAGGGGAUGAGCCAGUAUCUCAACCCGCUAUCUGGACAACUCUUCUUCCCCUGGCCGUUGGAGGACAAAAUUCGCUCCGGGUCACUGGCUUCGUAUCAGGUUCUUGUCGAGCAGGGCAUUGAUCCUAAGGGGUACGACCCCGCUACAGAAGAGGAAAGGAAGCGCAAGGAGGAAGAGGAACGCAAGGCGAGGGAGGAGCAGGAGAAGGCUGAGCGUGAGGCACGCGAGAAACAGCUUCGUGAGGAACGAGAGAGAGCUCGUGCUGAGAGAGAGAGGCAGCGCGAGAAGGAGCUCGCGGAAUGGAGGCGGGCGAGUAUUGUUAGCGGGCAUCCUGAUGGGCCGGGACCUUCGAGAGCAGGGACGGGUCUUGGAGAGAAGAAGCAGUUUCAGUUUACAAACUUGGAUGAUCUGGAUGACGAUGACGACGAUGAUUGA